This is a messenger RNA of Spinacia oleracea (spinach), 852 nucleotides long. RefSeq lists its product as uncharacterized. Gene Ontology annotation, cellular component: nuclear envelope; membrane; endoplasmic reticulum. Bases 192 to 635 code for a protein of 147 amino acids. NCBI's taxonomy places the organism in Eukaryota, Viridiplantae, Streptophyta, Magnoliopsida, Caryophyllales, Amaranthaceae. The transcript is spliced from 4 exons. Gene Ontology annotation, molecular function: glutathione transferase activity; glutathione peroxidase activity. The record is from RefSeq and is a predicted model, not a curated record.
GGUUUUGGGAAAAUCAUGUCCUCAUCCAUUACAUCACCCGUCGAUUGACUAUUAUUGAGCUACGAAGUAUAUAAAUAAAAACCCAGUUUUCAUUUAAUAGAAAGUCAAAACUAAAAACCCAGUAAUCUCGUCAUCUUCCAAAACAUCAAAUCAAGUAAAUUGUGAAUUUUCUGGAUCAAAUAAGUGAGAAAAUGGGCGCAGCAGGAGAAGGGUUUCUUGCAAAAGAAUAUGGUUAUGUUGUUUUAGUGCUGGUUUUCUAUUGCUUCUUCAAUUUUUGGAUGGCUUUUCAAGUCGGCAAAGCCCGCAAAAAGUACAAGGUCUUUUAUCCAACUCUAUAUGCACUAGAAUCUGAGAACAAGGAUGCCAAGCUAUUCAAUUGCGUUCAGAGAGGACACCAGAAUUCAUUGGAAAUGAUGCCAAUGUUGUUCAUUUUAAUGAUAUUGGGAGGAAUGAGGCAUCCCUGUAUUAGUGCUGGGCUUGGUAUGGGUUACAUUGUUACACGCUAUUUCUACUUCACUGGCUACUCAUCUGGUGAUCCUCAGAAACGUCUUUCCAUUGGGAAAUUUGGUUUCUUUGCCUUGAUGGGUCUGAUGAUUUGCACAAUUUCUUUCGGAGUCCAUCUUCUUAUUGCAUGAGAAGUUUGGUUUUCCUGCUAUCUUCACACUUACUCAGUUACGCUUAUGGUUUUGCUUUUGCUUUUGCUUUUGCUUUGUAACUUGAUUGUUGAUGUACAACUUUGUAACUGAAAUUUAGAUUGAAGCAGCUAGUUUCCUGUGUUGUGGACAUGUUUAUUCUAAAAGGCAACAGUUGCCAAUAAUUAUGAAACAAACUCAAAAUCUCUUCAACAGUUGA